CUCGCGUUGCAUUUGUGCUCGCAGUGCUUGUAAUCAACCGGACGGUGUAUAAGUGCAUUUUGUAGCGCAGUUAUGAGACAGUAACAAUUUCGUUUGCGAAUUCAACAAUAUCACCCCAAAUUGUCAAAACUAUAUUUUAAAGAUGCUUCGUAAUCUAACAAAUCGGAUUAAAUCACUGUCUCUGCAGACUAAACCUGUCAAAGAAAAUUUUCUGGGCAUUAUUAAAGGUACAGAUCUCAUAAACAACUCUCAAAAAAAUAUUCACACCACAUCUUUAAGUCAUGGAAAGCAGGGAGAUCCACAAUCGUUUCUUAAACAUAAUGAAAAAUUUUUUCCUAUUCAAAGUCCUGAAGAACCAAGACGACCAGCCUAUGUUUGUCAUCAAAAAACUAAUAUCAGAUAUACACCAAAGAAAAUGUUAUAUGUAGCUUGGUUAAUUAGAGGAUUAUCAAUUGAUGAAGCUAUAAAACAAUUAUCUUUUGUAAGUAAAAAAGGAGCAGCCAUUGUCAAAGAAACACUUUUAGAAGCUCAAAAAAUGGCAGUUGAGCAGCAUAAUGUAGAAUUCAAAAGUAAUUUAUGGGUUGCUGAAUCCUUCUGUAGUAAGGCUUUUUGCGUAAAGGGUGUAAGGAGACACGCUAAAGGAAGAACAGGUGAAAUAAGAUAUACUUUUUGUCACUAUUUUGUACGACUUGAAGAAGGAAAGCCACCCACAGAUUAUUAUAAAUUGAAUCCUAAAACUCCUGAUCAGCAAUUGGAAGAUUGGAAAGAAGGUUUGCGAAAGCGAAAGGUCUAUGGUUCAUUGUAGUUUGCAAAUAAUAAUUAUUUUUUAGAUAUACAGAUAGAAUGUAAUAUUUGUUUAUUUGUUAUAAUAAAGCUCAAAAGUUGUACUAACUUUUGGUUCCGAAUA
Trichogramma pretiosum is the source of this 907-nucleotide messenger RNA. It is a transcript of the gene mRpL22, whose product is annotated as 39S ribosomal protein L22, mitochondrial. The record is from RefSeq and is a predicted model, not a curated record. The transcript is spliced from 4 exons. Bases 143 to 805 code for a protein of 220 amino acids. NCBI's taxonomy places the organism in Eukaryota, Metazoa, Arthropoda, Insecta, Hymenoptera, Trichogrammatidae. Gene Ontology annotation, cellular component: ribosome; mitochondrial large ribosomal subunit. Gene Ontology annotation, molecular function: structural constituent of ribosome. Gene Ontology annotation, biological process: translation; ribosome assembly.